Molecule: messenger RNA, 2328 nt
Organism: Pistacia vera
Lineage: Eukaryota; Viridiplantae; Streptophyta; Magnoliopsida; Sapindales; Anacardiaceae
Product: cation/H(+) antiporter 4-like
Exons: 3
Coding region: 1-2328 (775 amino acids)
Biological process (GO): proton transmembrane transport; regulation of pH
Cellular component (GO): endomembrane system; membrane
Molecular function (GO): antiporter activity
Source: RefSeq, a predicted model, not a curated record
AUGAAAAACAUUACAGGCGGCCAUGGAAAAUACCCUAUUGAGAGUUGCAUUGUUCUUCCUCCUAAGAUCAGCUCCGCUGGCUUGUUGAGGGAAUUUGAUGAUAAGAAUUAUAAAUGGCUUGAUUAUGCAUCUCCAAGACUUCAAUUGAUCAUAGUUUUGAUCUUUGUCAUCACUCAAGGCUUUCAUUCUGUGCUCAAACAUUUAGGCCUACCACUCAUAACCUCCCAGAUCAUUGCUGGUGUAUUAUUAUCUGAAGCAAUAUUUCCAAAACAAUGGUCAGAUAUUCUGAUGUCUCAAGACAAUGUACAAUUGCUUGGCACCAUAGGGGAGUUUGGCUAUACAUUUUUUAUGUUUCUGAGUGGAGUGAAAAUGGAUACGAGCAUGGUAACCAGCGGGGGAGCAAAGCCUUGUUAUCUGGCUUUUUUAACGGUCGUCGUGCCGAUGAUAUACGCUGUGUCAAGCAUAGUAAUAUCGAGCAACAAGCACAAAGAAUUAACCAGCAUCUUGAGCAUUUCACCAAUGUUUUAUAGGACAUGCUUUCCAGUCAUUCACUGCCUUCUCACAGAACUGAAAAUCCUCAACUCAGAACUUGGCAGACUCGCACACUCAACCGCGAUUAUUGCUGACUUCUUUAGUUUUAUUUGUGUACUUGGCGUCUCUGUUGCUUUAGGAACAAGUCAAGGAAUUCCUACAGCCCUCUCUGGUGAAGUAAGAAUUGUAUUGUUCUUCAUUUUAAUUGCUAUGAUUGUGCUUCGACCAGCAAUGCUGUUGAUGGUGAAAUUAACCCCUGAAGGGCAGCAGGUUAACCAAACUUGCAUUUAUUCAAUAAUAGGGCUGUUUCUGAUCAGUAUGAGGCUUAUUCCCGAUGUGUUUAAGAAGUUUUACCUGUUGGUGAUUUAUGUUCUUGGUUUGGCUGUCCCACAUGGACCCCCAUUGGGAUCUGCUCUAGUGGAGAAAUUUGAGUGUAUGAAUUCUAGCUUUUUUGUGCCAAUUUUUGUCACAACAUGUUCCAUGAGAUUACAGAAGUUUACUUUUGAUUUCAGAAACGAAAUGGUAAAAGAGCAUACAGUUAUUGCUACAGAGACUUUAUUGGUAAAAUUUUUGUCAUGUUUGGGGCCAUUGCUCUAUGGGCAAAUGCAUAAACGUGAUGCAUUUGCUCUUGCUCUCAUAUUGAGCGCCAAAGGAAUUGUUGAGCUAGCUGCCUAUACCUUCAUGAGUGAUGGAAAGGCUCUCACUCCAGAAUUAUUCCAGGCAGGACUUUUCUUUCUCACUUUCAGUGCAAGCAUUGUGCCUGCUUUGGUGAGAAAAUUGUAUGACCCUUCACGGAAAUAUGCAGGCUAUCAAAUAAGCAAGAUCAUGGAUGUCAAGCUUGAUGCAGAACUGCAAAUUGUUACUUGCAUUCAUGCUCCAAACAAUGUCACAUCAGUCAUCAACAUGUUGAACAUCUCAUAUCCAACAAAAGGAAGCCCUCUAGCUGUUAGUGUACUUCACCUUGUCAAGCUCAGUGGGGUUGCAGCCCCAAUUUUCCUUUCCCAUCAAAACAGAAGCAAAAGUCUCACUGGUUACUGGUAUUCUGAAAAUGUCAUUCUUUCUUUCAAGAAAUUUGAGGGAAAUCAUUUGGGAGCUGUAACAUUGAAUGCCUUCACAGCUAUCUCUCCACCAGAGUUCAUGUAUGACGAUAUCUGCACUCUUGCACUUGACAAGCUUGCCUCUCUUAUCAUCCUACCAUUUCACAGAACAUGGUACAUUGAUGGCUCACUCGAUUCCCAAGACAACACUAUCAGGAAUCUAAACAUCAGGGUCCUGGAAAAAUCACCUUGUUCCGUAGGAAUCCUCAUCGAUCAUGGCAACAUAAGGCGACCCAUCUAUCCGGAUGCACCAGCAGAAUCAUACUCCAAGAUUGCUAUGCUAUUCUUCGGUGGCAAAGAUGACCGUGAGGCGUUGACACUAGCCAAAAGAAUGGCUGCGAACACCAAAGUCAGGCUUACAAUAGCACAAUUUAUUGCCAAGAAUGAUGAUGGGCAAGUAGACUGGGAAACAACUGUUGAUUCUGAGUUUCUUAACGAUGCUAAGAGCACUGGAUAUACUAGCUACAUUAAGCACAUCGUAAACGAUGGGCGGGAAACUGUGAACAUUGUUCAUUCCAUGGUGAAUGAAUUUGAUCUCAUCAUCGUUGGGAGAAGAUACAACAUUGAAGAUCCACGGACUUCAGGACUCAAAGAGUGGAGUGAGUUUCCAGAGAUUGGAGUCAUGGGAGAUUUGCUUGCUUCAAAAGAUUUAACUGGGAAAUGUUCAGUCUUGGUUGUGCAGCAACAACAUAUAGUUUAA